Molecule: messenger RNA, 1384 nt
Organism: Ctenopharyngodon idella (grass carp)
Lineage: Eukaryota; Metazoa; Chordata; Actinopteri; Cypriniformes; Xenocyprididae
Product: gastrula zinc finger protein XlCGF7.1-like
Exons: 3
Coding region: 145-915 (256 amino acids)
Biological process (GO): regulation of transcription by RNA polymerase II
Cellular component (GO): nucleus
Molecular function (GO): RNA polymerase II transcription regulatory region sequence-specific DNA binding; DNA-binding transcription factor activity, RNA polymerase II-specific
Source: RefSeq, a predicted model, not a curated record
GUAUCACACAGUGAUCACAGUUCACACCUGCAGUGAAGCUCCUCCCACAACAAUUCACCAAUAAAUACUGGGAAUAUUCACAUCAUCCUACAAGAGAAGGACAAACUCCAGGUGUAGCAGCUGAAAUCUGUGUGACUGUUAAAGAUGGAGUUUAUUAAAGAGGAGAUUGAAGACAUGAGUGAUCCAGAACCAUCCAGAAUAAAACAUGAAGAAACUGAGAAACAAAUAGAUCAGAUGGAAGUGAAAGAGCAAAGAAAAGAACUGGAGGAAAUUAAGGAGGAACGUCGUAACUUUAGAAUUCAAGAAACAAAAGCCAAAAAGCUGCACACCUGCUCACAGUGUGGAAAGAGUUUCACACUAAAAGGAACCCUUAACAGACACAUGAGAGUUCACACUGGAGAGAAACCAUAUACAUGCACUCAGUGUGAAAAGAGUUUUUCUCAAGCAUCAAGUCUGAAUAAACAUCUGCACAUUCACUCUGGAGAAAAACGAUUCAACUGUGAUCAGUGUGGUAAAGAUUUUAUUUCAUCAUCAGAUCUAAACCGACACCUGAAAGUUCAUUCAGGUGAGAGACCUUAUGUGUGUUCUUUCUGUGGAAAGAGUUUUUCAUGGCUGAGCAGUUUAAAACUGCACCAGAAAACACAUAAUGAAGUGAAAGAUCAUGUGUGCUUUGACUGUGGGAAGAGCUUUACUACAUCUGGUGAACUGAAACGGCACCAAAGAAUUCAUACUGGAGAAAAACCUUACAAGUGCUCAUAUUGUGACAAGAGUUUCACUCGGUUGGGAUCACUAAAAUCACAUGAGCGACUUCAUACUGGAGAGAGGCCGUACAACUGUAUUCUGUGUGGAGAGAGUUUUAGAUAUUCAAAAAGCUUUCUCAGGCACAUGAAGAAAUAUCAUACGUCGUCACAGUGAGCAACAUUUCAUUUUCAUGUCAAAUACAGUCAAGUAAAUGUUGUGAGAUUAACAAAAUAAGGAGUUGCUCCCAAAAGCUUAUUUUAUAAAUAAAACCCCUUUUGUUCAUAUACAUCUAAUUUGAUGUCAUCAUCUUCAAUCUGGGACAGAUGAUUGAAGUGUGUCCUUACUUUUUUCCUAUCUCUUUACUUUUUCCCCCCAUUUCUUUAACGCUUUUUCCUUUGUUACUUCCCCUCCCGACCCCUAGACGGGUAGAGGGACGGGUAAAUUAAUGCCAUGUGAGGCCGAGUUUAGUUAUAAAGAUAUAAAUUAAUUUAUUACAAUUAAUAUUUCUAGCAUUACAUAUAUUCUACAAACAUUCUAUACAAGUAAUAAAAUAAAGUAUAAAGAUCAAAAAAUUCUCCAGUCAAGGCAACAUCAGCGUUGGUUAUGGUGUCAGAGAAGUUCUACAGGUGCGAAGUAGCCUCUG